Molecule: messenger RNA, 1083 nt
Organism: Labeo rohita (rohu)
Lineage: Eukaryota; Metazoa; Chordata; Actinopteri; Cypriniformes; Cyprinidae
Exons: 6
Coding region: 97-915 (272 amino acids)
Source: RefSeq, a predicted model, not a curated record
CUGAAGUGCAGACGAGUUAGAGAGGGAAACUUAACACAAAAUAUCUUCCAGAGACCUUUCUAUUGGAGUCUUCACCAGUGUACACUCUGCAAAAACAUGGCUGAUUGCAAAGAGAUUGUUGGUACAAACGUUUCCAGUCCAGAGUUCAUCCAGGAGCUUUUUCCGGCUGCGGAGCGAACAGCUCUUCUCUAUCAUAUGUCUUACCUGUGUCUGGGUGGUUUCCCAAACUUGGAGCGUCUGCUGAGGCAACGAGCCAUUGAAACACAAAUGCUGUUUGGAUCCUCUGAAGCCCUUCUGAUGAAGUGCACAGGAACCAGUGAAAACCUGGUUAAGUCACUGCUGCCCUUUCUGAAGGUGGCUGUGGAGAAGAAUAAUCCAGAAUUAGCACGGAACUUCCUAGAAAAAGCCAAAGGAUGGAUCGAGGAUAUCAUAAAUGAUGUUAAAGAAAUUGUGACGAGAUAUGAGUGGUGUUGCUACCAGUAUUUUACAUCUCUGUCCGGUUUCACAGGUCUGAUGCCCAGUGUUACACACCUCGGUGAGGUCCAGAAGUGCCUGUCUCGAAUUCAGCAUAUUCUGCUUCAGCUCCAGAAGUUCUGGGAGAAAGUGGGAACUCAAAUGGACAUGCUGAAGAAAAGAACCGUGGCUGGGGAGGACUGUAUCAAUUACCUUGAAGAAAUGAAGGAAGAGUUCCUGGAAUCAAUUAAAGAAGCUAAAGAGGAAUGGAAAAAGUUUGGCAUCAGCUGCAUGAAGGCCAACCAGAUCUUCAGCGUUCAGUCGAGUCAGGCCUACAAGUUCCUGGAGGUCAGUCCUUCAUCUCUGUCCAAAGAAGAGUGGCAGAAAGAGUACGAGAGCGUGAAGCAGAAACUGGAGAAGAUCAGACCAUAUACCGUCAGUCAAAAUGCGAUCACACAGUGAGAUCUACAAAGAUGAUUUACUUGGAUUCACAUUUCAUGUUUCUGCUUUAUCAUGCAAACUCUGACCUGUCAUGCUGAUUUGAUCUUUCUCUAACUGAAUAUCCAAAAAAGUGGAAGUGGCAAAAAAACAAAUCUGAUUUUAUCUUUCUGUAACUGAUAUUCAUCUAGC